AUGGACAGCCUGUCGUUGGAAAGCCUGUCGUUGGAGCUCUUACAGGAGAUAUUCAAACUUGCCUGUCUGGAUGAUGGCACUACCGGACGUUCGCUAUCUCAGGUGUCACAUUGGAUCCGAACAGCUUCUGAGCGGUACCGAUACCAGAGUCUCGUUCUUCGGGAGCGGGAGCAGAUUGCGCCUUUCCUAGAAAUCUUCAAGAGUGCGGCGCCCGCGAAGAAACCGGUCGUACGGCAUCUAUGUGUGUCCUUUGGGAUGGAGGACGAAGCCAGAGAUGCCCGCGCCUACGUGCAGUCGUUUUCGGGCUCGUGGGUAUUCCGAACCCGGCAGUGGAUCGACCACGAGGAGGACGCCGAGCUGUUACGGGAGCUGGUCUCCCUAGUCGCACCUACAUUGGUGUCCGCUUCAAGCCCUGUGGACAUCUGA
Punctularia strigosozonata HHB-11173 SS5 is the source of this 426-nucleotide messenger RNA. RefSeq lists its product as uncharacterized. NCBI's taxonomy places the organism in Eukaryota, Fungi, Basidiomycota, Agaricomycetes, Corticiales, Punctulariaceae. Bases 1 to 426 code for a protein of 141 amino acids. The transcript has 2 exons. The record is from RefSeq and is a predicted model, not a curated record.